AUGUCUUCUACUCGUACAAUAUUCAUCGAAAAUGGCCUACCUAUCUUGGAGGAUCAUGCUUCUUCUAACGGACACGCAUGGUGGGUGACGGUGAAAUUCCUAGAAGAAGAGGUCAAACUCUCUGAUGUGAAAUUGAUGGAUAUCGUGAUUGAACGUCUUCAAAAUAAAUUAUUUGAAGUUACUCAGGGUGAUGCCAUGCAUCACCAGCAAAAGUUGUACGUAUCAUUUCCGGCAGAUAUAACCGUUCCCAUGCAUGAAUGGUUCAAGCUCGCCCUCGAAUAUGCAGAGCAGUAUAAGGAGGAUAUUAUUGCUGGCAAUGUUUCUAUUGAUUUUGAAUAUGUUUUUGGUCUAGGCUCACCUGGUAGUCGUUGA
Messenger RNA from Penicillium coprophilum, 372 nucleotides. RefSeq lists its product as uncharacterized. Bases 1 to 372 code for a protein of 123 amino acids. The record is from RefSeq and is a predicted model, not a curated record. The transcript has a single exon. NCBI's taxonomy places the organism in Eukaryota, Fungi, Ascomycota, Eurotiomycetes, Eurotiales, Aspergillaceae.